Effrenium voratum is the source of this 842-nucleotide messenger RNA. The record is from the annotation of a GenBank genome assembly. NCBI's taxonomy places the organism in Eukaryota, Dinophyceae, Suessiales, Symbiodiniaceae.
CCUAGCGCCGAAUUCUUGUUUCUCGCCGCGCCAUGUGCGGCGGCGCCGUUCAUGCGCCAUGCAGAUUUGGUGGGUGCCAGACCCCUGCGGCCGAAACUAUGUCUUUAUCGCCCAGGCGAGGAAUUUGGGCACCUGUCCGAAGCCUUCGCUACUGGCGGCCUCGGGGCUCUGCGGGGCGUUGGCGCUGCGCAGCGGCGUUUUGCUCGCCUGGCACGAGGGCACCUGGACCCUGGCCGCCUGGGCCCACCUAGCUUGCGCCCUCUCGGACCCCGGCGCCGUGCCCCGCGGCGCCGCGGAGGCGCUGGCGCCGGAGGAGCUGGGUGAUGUGCGCUGGUGCAAGCAUUGCCAGGUGGCCAAGCCGCCGCGGGCGCACCAUUGCAGCACGUGCCAGCGCUGCAUCCGGAAGAUGGACCACCACUGCAUGUGGAUGAACAACUGUAUCGGGGCGAACAAUCAGAAGCACUUCCUCCUCUUCCUCAUCUACACGAGCGCGCACUGCCUAGGGGUGCCUCUGGGCGUCGUGUGCCUGCUGCUCCGUGCGGAUGAGGAGAGCCCCUGGUACCACGUCGCGCACAUCUGCGGUGUGGCGGGGCUGCUGCUGGCGGGGUGCGUGGGGCGGUUCUGCGUGCAGCUGCUGAUGGAACAGCUGCGGCACCUUUCGGCGAACCAGACGGGCAUCGAGCUUCUGCAAGGCACCACUGGGGAGAGCCGGAGCUUCCGGGCGACGCUCCAGGAGGUCAUGGGCAGUGCGCCCUCACUUCGCUGGCUGCUGCCUCUGCCCGAGCCGCGCGGCGAGAGCGCUGCCUGAGGAAGGCGCCGAUGCGAGACAGAGCGGGCUGCGG